GUCAGUUCUGUCGAAGCAACGCCCUGACGCACAGGUGGUUUAAGUUUUGGUGACCCUCGGGAGUAUAGUGUCCACUGUCCAUAAUGUCUCAACUACCCGUAUUCAAUCCGCCAUCCCCAUUCCUGGCCCAUAUGCCGGCAGGGCUUGGAAUUUAUCGGAAAAUUACCAUUCGUGGUAAAAUGACUCAUGACCAAUUCAACAUUAACCUGCAAACCGGCCCCAACACGAACCCCCGUGACGAUACGGCACUGCACAUCAGCAUUCGACCCCGGGACGGUGUCAUCAUACGUAACUCGGUCCAGUUCCGCAACUGGGGCAUUGAGGAACGAUUCGGUGGAUGUCCGGUGCAGAAGAGGUCUUACUUCGACGUGACCAUCACGGUGAAACCGGAGGGCUUCGGCAUUGCGGUGAACGGUGCGCACUAUUGUGACUUCAACCAUCGUCUACCGUACGCGUCGAUUCGCUUCAUCCACAUCGGCGAAGGUGCGAAAGUGGACGCCAUCACGUCAGAAUAAAGGACGUGCUAACGAAACAAGCUACCUGCCAACAAUAGCGUUUAAGGUUGUGCCGCUGUAAUAAACCAUGUCACUCA
This is a messenger RNA of Anopheles moucheti, 592 nucleotides long. Its product is annotated as galectin-7-like. Gene Ontology annotation, molecular function: galactoside binding; carbohydrate binding. The transcript has 3 exons. NCBI's taxonomy places the organism in Eukaryota, Metazoa, Arthropoda, Insecta, Diptera, Culicidae. The record is from RefSeq and is a predicted model, not a curated record. The coding region runs from base 84 to 515 and encodes 143 amino acids.